Xenopus laevis (African clawed frog) is the source of this 1224-nucleotide messenger RNA. RefSeq names its product arachidonate 12-lipoxygenase, 12R-type-like. Bases 128 to 559 code for a protein of 143 amino acids. The transcript has 6 exons. The record is from RefSeq and is a predicted model, not a curated record. Lineage: Eukaryota; Metazoa; Chordata; Amphibia; Anura; Pipidae.
GGGGGGGGGUGAGCGUGUUCCAUGAAUUUCUCCUGUAUAUAAGGCUAAUGCCUAUUCCUGGGUGACACUUUGAGGGAGCAGCAUUUAUUGUACUAUUUAAAUCUCCUCAAUCCAUUGAAUCCAAGGGAUGUUUGUGUAUAAAAUCCAAGUGGUAACCAGAAAUGUGAACAGUGCCGGGACCAUGGACUCUAUCUCAGUCAUCCUCAUUGGAUCUCAUGGAGAAAGUGCCAAACACAAACUGGAUAAUUGGGGACUAGAUUUCCAAGACGGGGAUAUGGAUGAGUACACAGUGAGUAGUGAGGAAGACCUGGGAGAGAUCCUGCUGGUCCGGAUCAUUAAGGAACAGUACUUGUUCUUCCCAACAGAUACCUGGUUCUGUAGCUACAUCUCCGUGACCUGCCCCAAAGGAGAACUCUAUCACUUCCCAUACUAUAAAUGGAUUAAAGGCUUUGUGACUGUGGAUAUUCCCCAGGGGAAGGGGGCUUCGAUGGAUUUCCAUUUUUGGGGUAUUAAUGCUUUGGCCGAUUGCAUGAGGUGCAAGGACCAAAACCAAAAGUAAUCAAUGUUUUCUCAAGAAAGACCCAGGAUACCCUAUCAAAUGCCUUUUCAGCAUCUGUGGAGUGAAUCUGGCCUGGUCUGUAUGAAUAAGUUCGGGUGACUUCCCAUAGCCAUUAAUUUGCCACGCAGCACACAUUUAAUGGUUUCCCACAAUGUAACUGGAGAAAUAUCUGGUGUAGCGUUGGUCUGAAUUAUUGCUUCUAUCCAAGACUUUAUCUGUUCUUUCCUCUUUUCAGUAUGUAAUAAAAAUUCGUUAAGUCGCCAUGUGAAUUCUGACCUUAGUGUUUUAGGGAUGGAAAAUGUAACAGUUACCGGAGAAUGGUCUGACAGUAAGAGAUUACCUAUGUCAGCUUUUGUAAACAGUCUUAACCAAUGGUGAGAUACAAAAAUGUAAUCAAUUCUCGAAUAAACUAAGUGGACCUUAGAGAAGUGUGUGUGGUCUUUUUUGGGCGGGUUCAGUGUUCUCCAAACGUCAAUCAAUUGCAUGUCAGACAAAAUCCUUUUUAAGUCUUUCAAACCUUUAUACAAUAUAUUUGUUUUCUUAGAGGAAGAGUCUAUGAGUGGGUUCAAUGUUACAUUCUAAGAUGACUAGACCCUCCUUGAAGUUUUCCAAGACUUUUAAAAAAUGCUUUAAAUAUGGUAUUUGUCCCGAAUUGGGUACAUAAA